AUGUCUACAGCCAAGCACAGGAUGCGCGACAAGAAGAUGAAGAACCAGCCGAUCAACGUCACCUAUUCCUCCCAGGGCAGCUCACACUGGAGGAACGGAGGGACACCCCUACAGGUCGAGGCCGUGAUCCGUCUCCACAUCCAAGGGGCCAGGGGUCCUCUCACUCAGGCCACGCCCAGGAGGGAGCUGGGUCCGGGGCCACCAGAGAGAAGGACAGGGGGCUACUCGCAGGCUCUGCCCAAACACAUCACUGCCUCAGCGUUCGCCAAGGCCCGGGCAGCGGAGGUGAACGCCAUGUUGACGGCCGUCACCAAGACAACGGGCAGCUCCCAUGUGUUUGGAGCUCUUCCUAAACACAUGAGGAGGAGGGCCAUGAGCCAUAACACCAAGAGACUGCCCUGCAGGCUGAGAGACAUGGCCAACAACAUGUUGGAGAAGAGUCAGAAGGUGAAGAAGGAGCAGUCUAAGAGCAAGAGUCGUAAAGCUCGGCGUCGCCACGGCAACGUGCUUCUGGAGUUCAACCGUCGCCAGCGGAAGAACCUGUGGCUGGAGACGCACAUCUGGCACGCCAAGCGCUUCCACAUGGUCAAGAGAUGGGGCUACUGUCUGGGAGACGGGCCGACCUACAAGUGUUACAGAGCCUGUUACAGAGCCAUGAGCUCCCACUGUCUACUGCAGGACAUGUCGUACUACAGCUGUGUGGAGUUACAGGGCCCAGAGGACCAGCUGUUAGCUACCCUGUCUAAACUAACCAGUAAGGAAGCAGGGCCUACGUUUGCAGCAGCCAUGUGUGUGUCAGGCAGGAAACAGGGCAGCGUGGUGGUGUACAGAGCAGGACAGUACCCUCUCCAGCCCCUGGGGCCUGUCACGUUCCUCUGGAGACCCAGAGCACAGGGCCGGGGCCAGGAGGACCAAGGCUCCCAGGGAUCAACACACAGACAGCUGUGGAUCUGGGCUCAUCCCACCAUGAAAACGGACCUCCUCCCAGAGCUGCAGGCUGUCUGUCAGUGUUCUGAGGCUGUACUUCCACCUGGUCCGGUGGAGCACCCGGUCCCACAGCCAGCCCCUACCCCCACCUUGGGCCCUGGUCCUGGGGCUUGUCCUGAGGCGGUGCGGGCCUCGGGUUCUGGUUCUAAGAGGAAGUGGUCCUCCAGGGAGCCUGAGGCUGCAGGUCCACCAGCCAAGAAGCUCCUGGGAUACAGUACCAUGUCUUCUACCACACCCGUCACCUGGAGGUCCAGUACCACUGGCAUAGCCAUCAGGUUGGUUCUGACUGGUAUAGUCCAUCGGGUUGGUUCUGACUGGUAGAGUCCAUCGGGUUGGUUCUGACUGGUAGAGUCCAUCGGGUUGGUUCUGAUUGGUAUAGUCCAUCGGGUUGGUUCUGACUGGUAUAGUCCAUCGGGUUGGUUCUGACUG
Salmo salar (Atlantic salmon) is the source of this 1416-nucleotide messenger RNA. The record is from RefSeq and is a predicted model, not a curated record. Lineage: Eukaryota; Metazoa; Chordata; Actinopteri; Salmoniformes; Salmonidae.